Messenger RNA from Nicotiana attenuata, 2404 nucleotides. RefSeq names its product RING-H2 finger protein ATL46-like. The record is from RefSeq and is a predicted model, not a curated record. Lineage: Eukaryota; Viridiplantae; Streptophyta; Magnoliopsida; Solanales; Solanaceae. The coding region runs from base 1013 to 2170 and encodes 385 amino acids. The transcript has a single exon.
UUCACAAUCUUCUUCAUCGCCAUUACCGAAAUUCUCGAGUUUCUCCGCUAAACUCCUGAGUUAGUUGCUCGAUCCUCGAAUUCUUCAGCAAUUCAGCUAUCAAAAGUUUACAAAUCUUAGUAAGACUUGUGUAUUAAAAUAAGAUCCAUGACUAUUUCGUUACAAAUUUCUUAAGCAGGUAAAAGACUUGAACACCAACAUGGAAGUAUCCAAUUUCUGCAAAUCUCCCUGCAAAUAAGUGGCGGGAAACCUAAGUAAAGCCAUUAUUGCCAAAACUAACGCGCGUUAUUCUUGGAGCGAGCGAGCAUUUGAAACUUGUUUUUCCCAUACUACUUUCCCUUUUUCUUUUCCACUUUUCCCUUUCAAUUUUAUCGAGAAAUAAAAGGCAAUCAGCCCCAUUUCUUUUUGUCAUUCUUUGCUCUUUUUAGUCUUUAUUUUUGGAGACUAGUUACGACUGUCCCUGCCACCCUUUGGUUCUUCCAUAUCUGUCUCUUUCUUUUUCCAGUUCAGAACACCCACACCCCAAUAUCUCACCCCCUAGUUCAUACACCCACUUUGUCAGUAUAUAUAUAGUUGUAUGUAUACUUUGCUUGGGCAAGAGCUGUAUAAGAAAGAAAUUCAGAUACAGAGAGUUAGAGGUGUACAUGCUCAAAGAUUCAAACUUUCCUUUUGUGUCUUCCACAUAAGAGCUUCGAAGAUCCACCUUAGUCUUGAACCUCUCAGGUGUUUUCUGGGGCAAGAAAAGACUCCAUUUUCUUUAAAGGGUCUUUGAGUAUUCAGUCUUUGCUAAUGGUAGCUACGUGGGAAUCCAGUCAGGUAAAGAAUUGGCCUUUUAACUUUUUCUGUCUAGGUAAUUUGGCACCAUAUUAUGUCCUUGCACAAUUUUUGAACUGUGCUUUCAUCUGAAACCAGUAGAAAAAUUGCUGCAACUUCUAAUGCAACAGCAGUUAUUGGUAAUGAGAUAGUGGAAAUAAUUAGCAAGUUCCAAUUUUGGUUCUUGGAAUGUGCUAAGAUGAUCUGUUUAUUUACAGAAGUUAGAGCACAAAGAUUGGAUUUUGGGCAUACCCAUUUGAAAAUGUCUUGGAUUCAACAUAGAGAAGGUGGUGUCUUUGCAUAUUCCCCUCAUCUAUCUCCCCCAUCUCAUUCUUCAUUUGGUCCAACUUCUAAUCUUCACAAAGAACCAGGCCAUUCAUCCUCUUCUGGCAACAAAAUUAGUCCAGCUGUUCUUAUCAUUAUAGUCAUAUUAGCUGUUAUCUUUUUCAUAUCAGGUCUUCUCCACUUGCUUGUUAGAUUUCUUAUCAAGAAACCUUCUUCUUCAGCCUCACCACAGACUAAUAGAAGCCUUGAAAUUUCUAGCUCUGAGGCUCUGCAAAGACAGUUGCAGCAACUUUUCCAUCAACAUGACUCUGGUCUAGAUCAAGCGUUUAUUGAUGCAUUACCUGUCUUUGUUUACAAAGAGGUUAUGGGUCCUAAAGAACCCUUUGAUUGUGCUGUUUGUUUGUGUGAAUUCUCUGAUAAGGACAAGUUGAGGUUACUGCCAACUUGCAGCCAUGCUUUCCAUAUCAAUUGUAUAGAUACUUGGCUCCUAACAAACUCAACGUGCCCACUAUGUCGAGGAACCCUUUUUGACCCCAGAUUCUUAUCGGAGAGUCCAAUCUCUGAUCUUGAUGACCCUAAAGAAGAUGACGGAUGUCAUGUCAAUAGAGAUCAUGGGUUAUCUGCUGCUCAGAAAACAAUUGAAAUAGAGGAAAUUGCAGUUGAUAAAGCAACCGUUCCUGUUAGACUUGGUAAGUUUAGAAAAUUGAAUGUUGGGGCAGAGGAGGGAGAGGGAGAGACUAGUAGUAGUAACUUGGAUGCAAGGAGAUGCUAUUCAUUGGGCUCAUAUCAGUAUGUAGUUGGUGAGUUUAAUCUUAAGGUAGACUUGAGCAAUGAGCAAAAUGCAUGCAAUGUGAAGCUUGCCAAGUUGCAUGAACGCUGUGCCAAUUUAUCAACUGAAACGGAUGGGGAGGGGAAAAGGAUAAGUAUUGGAACGAAGACUGAUAGCUACUCUUUUUCCAAGAUUUGGCUUUGGUCGAAGAAGGGAAAAUUUGCAAGUUCUUCAGAAUGCCAAAUGGGGAAUCCACCUCCUAAUAUUGACUUACCAUGGUUGGCAAAAACAGAAAGCAAUUAACGGACAUUCUGAUUCGCUUCUCCUUGUUGAUCUUUCUGUUAUCUGAUGGCAUAGAGGUUAGUCCUUAGUUUGGAAUUCUCUGAGAUGCUGUAUGAACAAAGUGCUAACGUGGUAACAAGCUCGACAGUACAGUUGAUGGCUUUUGUUUUAUUUUUUGUCUCUUUGAAGUCCUACAAAAUAUAGUUCAUGUGUUAUCUAUUGAUUCUUGAAAUGCUAUUACUCUAUUUUACACGA